Diaporthe batatas is the source of this 1786-nucleotide messenger RNA. RefSeq lists its product as uncharacterized. NCBI's taxonomy places the organism in Eukaryota, Fungi, Ascomycota, Sordariomycetes, Diaporthales, Diaporthaceae. The record is from RefSeq and is a predicted model, not a curated record. Bases 214 to 1500 code for a protein of 428 amino acids. The transcript has a single exon.
CUCUGACCGUGAGAAGUACUUUACCCGACCGAUAUUUUGAAGCCCGCAAACCUCGCAUGGCUCGAAAAAAAAAUAACAAUGUUUUUGAACAACCAAGAAGCACUUGUAUCAUAUAGAUACCCUCAAAUUAAGUGAGACUGUGAUCCUGAUUCCAACUCGUCCAUUGGCAACUGCUGCUGUGCUCUGUCUCUUUUUUUCAGUCCGGAGCUCAAUAUGGAAUCUCCAACUUCAACCAAUAUGUCUGGUUUAACAACGAAGGAGAUGUGGCAAGUCAUCAAAAGAUACUUCGGAGAAGGUCAUGUCCCCGGGUCUGCUCCCAUUCGCUACAACAUGCAUAUGUGCGAGAUGUCGCCAGCCAGGUCUCCAAACGACGAGGCCAGCAAGCGGUACGGCAUAGAGAUCAGCGAGGAUGCGAUGCCCCUGUAUUCCAUCCUCGGAGACACAUGCCCACCGCCAUGCACAUGCUUCGACAUGGCCGGCGUGGUCGAGCACAUCGACGCAUGGCUCGAGACCGCGCCUGAGACCUUCGAGGACGACUACGCCAUCACCAGUGGCAAAAACGACACCUCUAUCGACGAGGCCGGCCUGUACAUCAUGCGCGACACACUCAGCUGGUGGGUCCACUGGGGAGGCUCCCUGAGCCCCAAGGACUACUGGAAGCAGAUCUACGUGGCCUUCGCGGCCAUCCCGGACGACGUGCAGCUGAGCCCCCGCGACUUUCUGGAUGGCACCUACCGCUUCCUGGGCCAUAGCUGGGCCGACUGCCGCGAGGGCCUGCUCGGGGAAGGCCUCGCGCCCGACGAGGUCGAGUUCGUCGAGAUGUGCCUGUGGCGCCAGAUGCUCACGCAGUACUUUGAAAAGGUCAUCCCCACUCUCUACCCGCUGCUGAGGGCCAAAACGACACUGAUGACGCAGUACCGCGUCCUGACUGGCAACACGCUUGGCUGCGCGGCGCUGAUGCUCGCAGCCGAGGGGGCAGGCGGCGUGGGACGCGACGUCGGAGUGACCGACAGGGCCUUGGAGGCUGCGGCUAUCGCACAGUGCAUGAGCAUGGACAUGGCCAAGGAGGCGCUGGGCAUCCUGAAGGGCGAGAAGACUGAGACCGUGGCCGGCGACCGCGCCCAGCUCAAGAGGGAACUCCGGUGGGUUUACGUCCGCUGCAUGCAGUACCUCGAGGAGGGGCCAAACGCGCACAUCCUGCGCCGCUUUGCCUCGGCCGGUCUGCACUACGUCCCCAUGAUGGACAGGUAUCUGGAGCGGGUGCGUGGCAAUGUGCGCUUCCCGAUCACGGGGGCCAAGGCCCGCAUCCUCGAGCGCUUCAUCAACCGGUCGGCGCUUGCGCCCGGGUCGGAAUGGCUGAAUGCGGAUGGGCUUGCGAUGAGUGGUGUGCGUGUGAAUGGCACUGGGAAAAGCAAUGGCCACCAAGCUCAUCACCAGGUUGCCUCAUCUGAGACGAACGGAUUCACUCGACAGUCGAAGGUUGAAACAGUCGUGGGUUAGCUCCUGUGUUUGGUGUCGUCUAUUGAUCUUCCGUUUACCACUGCACCCUAUGAAGGUGUCGUGUAUGGCUUCGGACUUAUACGGCAUAGAAAUGAAACCAGCCAGUUAGAUACUUUGUAAUUCUUAUAGAUGAAGCCGCCUGCAUCGCCUGAGCAAAUCGACGGGUGAACUGGCUUUGAAACCAUUCUGGCCGACGGUUUAGAUACCUAGGUAUCGGAUUAAAUGUACGGGGUGCGAUCCCAACGAAGCUUCCACGACACCUAUUACAUUACCCGAUCAGGAAUUC